AGCUGCAACCCUUUAAAAGAGCCAGAUGAGCCUUGUUUCCCUCAAAAACUAUAAAGAAGUCACAGCUGAGCUUUGUGGAAUCUGACCUGGGAGUUUGCUAGCAAAGAAGCUGAAAUGGUUCGUCAACACAGGAUUUCAUUGUUGCUCCUCCUCUGUUCAUCCCCACUUGCAUUUGUUGCUGCUUAUUCCUCCGAGACUGCCUGUGAUCGUCGCUGUCUGGCGAAUUCUCUGAUUCAGAAAGAACUGUUCAGUGCGCCACAGAGUGAUAACUGUACCAUCAUAGUGAACAUCACUUCAAUACUGUAUGAGACAUUGUCUUUCGACACAAAGGACAUGAAAAUGACCAGCCGUAUCAAGGUAAACAUGCUGUGGAACGAUCCUGAUCUUGGAUGGAUGCAAGAGAAAUAUAAAUAUCCAACAAUUGUUUUGCCAGUUGAUAAAAUCUGGAUUCCUCGGAUAGUUUUGGACAACUCAAUAGAAACGACCAUGGAGCCGUACACUAACGAUGUGCAGGUGAGGCGGGAUGGAACUGUGGUCCAUUCGGUUGUUUUGUUCACGAUGGUGAGCUGUGAAAUCAACCUCUUUAACUACCCCUUUGUGAUGGGGUCGUGCCCUGUGGCCAUCAAUGGAUGGAGCCAAAAAACUUGCGCGCUCACUCUCCAGAUCGCUGAUAAUGUGUCUUUGGUUGGUGGCAGUCGAGGAGAGUGGCAGACUAUGGACGUGAUCAAAACUGUGGAUACAUCAAAUCGUGUUUAUCUCCAAGUGGCUCUGUCGAUUAACCCCUUCAGUGCUGUUGUAACCCUGAUCCUGCCCAGUGGACUGGUACUGCUGGCUGACCUGGUGAGCUUUGCUCUGCCAUUUGAAGGGGGAGAGCGCAACUCUUUUAAGGUCACCUUGGUCCUGAGCUUCACCAUGUUCCUCCUCAUCCUCAGUGAUCACUUGCCUAGCAGUGGCAAGUGUAGCCCCCUUCUACAUUACCACUUCUGCUUCUGUCUGGUGUGUUUGGUCAUGAGUACGCUGGCUUCCAUAGUGCUAACACGUCUGUCUAUAGACAACAGCUUCUUACUGUGCAGACGCUCCGCCAAGGUUCAUCCAUCAAACAGCACCAAAACACAAGAUGACAGCCUGGAUCAGGAGAAAGAUACAGGUGUGAUUGCAACCCAGUCUGGUAAUCUGGCUUCAGAGAUGGCUUCACUCCAGAAAAUAGUGAACUUUUUGGAUAACAUGGAUAAAGGAGAAAAGGAGGCACAGAGUAAAGUGGCAUUUGCUUACCUCCUAGACAAAUUCUGCUUUGGCUUUUUUAUAUUUAUCUACAUAAUUUAUGCCAUAAUUCUUAUUAGUAUCACCCGAACAGACAUUUGUAAGGUUAAUAAUCUAGAUUUCUGGGAUGAGUCUCACCACAAAGAUGACAACUUUGACUACUCAUACACAGGACCAUAGUCACUUUCACUUCAUAGUUUCAAUAGGACUUCUCAGAUCAGGUGUUUCUUCUGUUUGAUGUAUAUAAUCUUUCUCAGACUGUACAAUGUAAUGACUAAAUAAAGUACAGUUCACAUACAUAUUCAUAUUUAUUAGAAUAUCAACAAAAUCUUGGAAAUGAAUACAAGGCAAAAUACAAAAUAGCAUAACUUGUCAUUCUUACUGUCUAAUAAAAUUUUCUGCAUGCUAUUGAGAUUAACUAUUUUAAUUAUAUUAUAUUCCCAUUAUUACAGAAUCAAAAAAGCAUUAAUUAUAACAAAUACAAAUGUUAUUUUGAUGACACGUCUUCAAACUAUAACUAAUGUUUUUAAUCAAAACUGAACAUUUUAUCAUUCUUAAUAUAUAUUGUGGAUGAUUUAUCAGUGCACAUUAUUGUAAAUA
Cyprinus carpio (common carp) is the source of this 1860-nucleotide messenger RNA. Its product is annotated as 5-hydroxytryptamine receptor 3A-like. Gene Ontology annotation, molecular function: neurotransmitter receptor activity; extracellular ligand-gated monoatomic ion channel activity; transmembrane signaling receptor activity. Lineage: Eukaryota; Metazoa; Chordata; Actinopteri; Cypriniformes; Cyprinidae. The record is from RefSeq and is a predicted model, not a curated record. Gene Ontology annotation, cellular component: synapse; neuron projection; membrane. Gene Ontology annotation, biological process: regulation of membrane potential; nervous system process; monoatomic ion transmembrane transport.